AUGCAGAAUGUAAUUGUCCUCGGUGGUUCCUAUGCUGGCGCGCGAGUAGCCCAUCUGCUCGGUCAAGGCCUCGGGAACAAGUUUCGAGUAAUAAUGAUAGAUCGAAAUAGCCAUGCCAAUCGGACAGAUCUCUAUGUCUUUCCUCGUCUCGCGGUGCUUCCUGGUCACGAACAUAAAGCCUUUAUUCCGUACAAGGGCAUCUACCAUCCCGUAACUGCAGCUAAUCCCGUCCCUCCCCCUACUCAUCACCUCAUCUUACAAGCGAGGAUCAUCGGCUUCACGCAGCACGACGUCACGAUCGACCGUAUGUUCCCCAAUCUUGGCAUUCAUUCGCCAGUAAUUCCAUAUAAAUACGCGGUUUAUGCACUUGGUAACCGGCUGCCGGCUCCGAUCGAUUUAUGGUUCGAGGAUGAAGAUGCGGUCGGUGCGCAGUUGAAGGUUGAUAAAAGAGGAGAAACACAAGCUGCAGGAGGUAAUGAGAGGAAACCGUAUGGCGGGUCCAAGCAAGAAGGCACACAAUGGUUAAGGCGGUGUCAAGAACGCAUUCGUGAUGCUGGUAGUAUCUUGUGUGUCGGUGGAGGAGCACUGGGAAUACAGUUUGCUACGGACAUCAAAUCACUCUAUCCAGCGAAACAUGUCGCUCUUUUGCACUCGCGGCACCGCCUCCUACCACGCUUCGACUAUGAUCUGCACUGUGAAGUCCUGAAGACCUUGGAGGAUCUUCGGAUUGACCUUGUUCUUGGAGAGCGUCUAGAUUUAGCGUCUACGCGACCGGAGGCCGUUAAAGUUAAUGAGCAAGGGCAACGCGUUGUUCGGACCGUAAAAGGUCGUGAAGUUGCCGCGGACCUUUUGCUUCUUUGUACAGGUCAGAUUCCGAAUACAGGCUUCUUGGCCGCUAUGUCGCCACAGUCAGUCGAUCCUGUGACCAAGCUCGCAUACGUAUUACCGACGAUGCAGCUUGGCAUCAUACCUCCUGCUUCUGAAUCGGAUGAGUUCCUCGAGUCUUCCAAAGGUACUUCGUUAGUAUCUGAACUUGAUCUUAGCCAGCUUCGUAUAGAUGAGGAAUCUGAAAGUGCUGUCGUGGCCGAUGAAGGAUUAGUUGGAGAAGCUCAGGUCGAAGAAGUCGAAGAGGUAGUGCUGGAGCAACUUCCAGAGACUCCUUACCCGCAUAUUUUCGUCAUCGGAGAUGCUGCAGAUGCGUUCGGUGCAAUCAAGGCAGGUCAUACGGCGUAUUGGCAAGCGGAGGUUGCCGCAAGGAACAUUAUCCGGCUUGCUCGAAGGGAAGAGACUGAAGCCGAAGACAAGGUUAACGACGGCUCGGAACCCAGGGCUGCGGAAGAAGAAUAUGAGGACGAGGCGAGCGUUGGAAUGACAGAGUCACUUGAGCUGGAGUCGUACAAUCCUGGGCCACCUGCUAUCAAAGUUUCACUUGGUAUUGGUCAAACGUCAGCGUACCAGAUUAAUGGUGUGAUUGGACGGAAGGAUACGACGGAGGCAGAUGAUCUCGAUGCUCCGCUUGCCUGGGCAUUCUUUGGUAUGCAGGAUAUGAAACCGGAGGAUCUGUAUAGCUGA
Molecule: messenger RNA, 1572 nt
Organism: Fomitiporia mediterranea MF3/22
Lineage: Eukaryota; Fungi; Basidiomycota; Agaricomycetes; Hymenochaetales; Hymenochaetaceae
Product: FAD/NAD-binding domain-containing protein
Exons: 9
Coding region: 1-1572 (523 amino acids)
Cellular component (GO): cytoplasm
Molecular function (GO): flavin adenine dinucleotide binding; electron-transferring-flavoprotein dehydrogenase activity
Source: RefSeq, a predicted model, not a curated record